CGACCGAGCCAUGCACGAUGCCUCCGCCAUACAACCCUGCUUCUCUUCAUUCUGUGAUUGAGAGAAAAGAUGAUGGAUUGAAGCAAGUAGACACUUGGGAAAGAGAAUACUGGAAAAGUCAUAAUAAGCAAAUGUAGAGAGCGACUGUCGGCAUGAAGGCGAACCGGUGGCAACUGGAAAGAUCGUCGUUGGUGCCGCUCUUCUUAGCCGUCAUCACUCUCGGCGCGUUCAUUUGCACGCGCUAUUUUGCCUCCUUUGCCGCCGCUUUAAUGGAUACAAAUCCCCCUAAAAGCUCAGUCCGUACACCUGAAGCAGUCGAUUCGACUCAAGAUCUCGAGACUGCUCCAAACGCCAUACACAUCCCAUUAAACUGUUCGUUGGGCGAACUUUCUACGACCUGCCCUGCCAAUUACUAUCCGUCUCAUGUUUCAGCCGAAGCGAAACUCCAUCCGUCUUCGCCACCACCUUCUUGCCCGGAUUACUUCCAUUGGAUUCAUGAAGACCUCUGGCCGUGGAGGGAGACCGGUAUUACUAGAGACAUGGUGAUGAGCGCCAAAUGGAAAGCAAAUUUCCGACUGGUGGUGGUAGACGGGAAAGCUUACGUGGAAAGAUACCAUAAAUCGUCUCAGAGCAGAGAUACUUUCACACUAUGGGGUAUCUUACAGUUGCUGAGGCGGUAUCCGGGCAAACUCCCUGACUUGGACCUCAUGUUCGAUUGCGUUGAUAGAGCAGCCAUCAGCAAGUACGAUCCCGCGCUUCCUCCACUGUUCCGAUACAGUCGCAAUGACUACUAUAUGGAAAUUAUGUUUCCAGACUGGUCUUUCUGGGGCUGGCCCGAGAUCAAUAUAAAGCCGUGGGAGGUGCUGUCUAAGGAGCUGAAAGAAGGGAAUACGCGGACUCAAUGGAGAGACAGGGAGGCGUACGCUUACUGGAAGGGUAAUCCGCUUGUAGCUGCCACGAGGAUGGACUUACUCAAGUGUAAUGUUUCGGAUAAACAGGACUGGAACGCUCGUAUAUAUGCUCAGGACUGGGAGCAGGAAGAAAAGCAAGGUUACAAGCAAUCAAAUUUAGCAAGUCAAUGCAUUCACAGAUUCAAACUCUAUAUCGAAGGAGUCGCGUGGUCUGUAAGCAACAAGUACAUUCUGGCGUGUGAUUCUCUCACGCUGCUUGUCAAGCCUAUGUUCCAUGAUUUCUUUUUGAGGGGCUUGAUACCUUUAAAGCAUUACUGGCCGAUUAAGGACGACGACAAGUGCAGAUCUAUUAAGCACGCGGUGGACUGGGGAAACAACCAUCAGGAAGAGGCGCAGGCCAUUGGCAAGGCCGCGAGCAGUUUCAUCCUAGACGAACUCAAGAUGGAUUAUGUUUACGACUACAUGUUCCAUUUGUUGAGCGAGUAUGCUAAGCUCUUGAAAUACAAGCCCACCGUGCCUGAGAAAGCGUCUGAACUAUGCUCGGAGCUGAUGGCGUGUCGUGCAAAGGGAGUUGAGAAGAAAUUCAUGGUGGAUUCACUCGUAGGUCCUGCCUCGACACAGCCAUGCACGAUGCCUCCUCCAUACAGCCCUGCUUCUUUCCAUUCUGUGAUUCAGAGAAACAAAGAUGGAAUGAAGCAAGUAGACACUUGGGAAAGAGAAUACUGGAAAAAUCAGAAUAAGCAAAUGUAGGUACGUAGUAAAGUGUCAAACAUGGAUGGAGACUUUGAUACACAAAAGAGAUUGCAUUGGAAGCAAUGGUUAGAAUUCUAAUUGUAUUGGGAAAAUAGGCACUUCUUUACACUAUUCUCUAUAUUACACUAUUACUUUACUA
Molecule: messenger RNA, 1803 nt
Organism: Salvia splendens (bonfire salvia)
Lineage: Eukaryota; Viridiplantae; Streptophyta; Magnoliopsida; Lamiales; Lamiaceae
Product: protein O-glucosyltransferase 1
Exons: 6
Coding region: 153-1661 (502 amino acids)
Source: RefSeq, a predicted model, not a curated record